ACCUUGAGGGGAAUCAGCUGAGUUUCUGGCAACCGAAUGUAGCUGCUACAUUCUACAUUCACGAUUUCAUUCAGUGUCAGCGCUUAGUGAACGUCCUACUUUAGGACGAUAAAGUUCACUUCGCUGCGUUAGCAGCAAAUAAUCGCUUUUAUCAAUUAAAAUCGCAUUAAAAUUAAUUCAAGUCAAUUUUUGGCCUUAUUCUCUUUAAAUUUUUAAUCCCCUUUUACUCAAAAGUGGAGUGUUAGUGACAGUCAAUUAAAUUUUGGAAUUAAACAAGAAAUUGGAAAUAAGAAAUGGAUGCUGAAGAAGAAAUUAAAAGAAAACCAAAUCCGCGUGCUAAAGCUAGUUGGAUAUCUGCUUUAACUUUUUUGUACGUUUUACCCAUUUUCAAAAAGGCUUAUAAAAGAGGUUUAACAGAAAAUGAUCUCUACGAACCACUCGAUGAACAUAGAUCUGGUAAUUUAGGAGAUACUAUAGAAAAAAUAUGGAGGAAAGAACACAGAAAACACAAAAAAUCUGCGUUACAUCGAGCAUUGUUUCGAAUGUUUGGAUGGGAAUUUGCACUUUUAGGACUUGUGAAACUAUUUCACGAAAUGAUUUUAAUAACAAUAUUUCCUAUAGCAAUUGGAAAAGUGGUAGCUCAUUUCAACGUAGAUAGUCAAGUAAGCCUCGAAGAAGCUUAUGUUUAUACAGGUUUAAUAAUCCUAUCAUUUUUAACGGAAUGUUUCCUUGGUCAUCCAAGUAUGAUGGCUUUGAUGCAUAUAUCCAUGAAAUUAAGAGUCUCAUGUAGCGCGAUGAUCUACAGGAAAACUUUAAAAUUAACAAGAACCUCAUUGGGACAAACCACAGUGGGCCAAUUAGUUAAUCUUUUAUCAAACGACGUUAGCAAAUUCGACCAAGGUUUUGUUUUGGCACAUUUCGCUUGGAUUGGACCAAUUCAAACUGCAGUUGGUACUUAUAUGGUUUAUAGAGAGAUUGGAAUUGCAGCUUUUGGAGGAAUUGCAUUUUUAAUAUUUUUUGUACCAAUGCAAAUAUAUUUAGGAAAGAAAACAUCAGAUUUAAGAUUAAAAACGGCAUUAAGGACUGACGAAAGAGUGCGUUUAAUGAAUGAGAUAAUAUCAGGAAUUCAAGUUAUUAAAAUGUAUACGUGGGAAAAACCAUUUGCAAAAUUGAUAUCGUUAGCGAGAAAAACUGAGAUAAGUGCGAUACGAAAACAUUCUUAUCUAUUGGGCGUCAUGUUCUCUUUCGAACAAUUUAUUACAAGAACUUCCAUGUUUAUAAGCAUUUUAAUCUACAUAUCAUUAGGAUAUGAAAUAACGGCUGAAAAAGUUUUUGCUGUAACAGCCGUUUAUAACGUAAUGAGACCAUUGAUAACGAUGAUUUUUACAAUUAGUAUAUCUUCGUUAGCCGAGGUUCAUAUUUCAUUGCAAAGAAUUAAUAAAUUUUUAUGUUACGAAGAAUUACCAGAUGGAAAAUUAUCUUUAAACGGAAAUUCGGUUUUAAAUGGAACAAAACAACCAGUUAAAUUCGAAGCACCUUUCUUAAAAAUGGAAAAUGUUAACGCAAAAUGGCAAGCUGAUGCUAAAGAGAAUACCUUAAAAAAUAUCGAUUUAAACAUAAUUGAUGACCGAUUAGUAUCUGUGAUAGGACCUGUUGGAAGUGGAAAAACGAGCAUACUUAAUGUGAUACUUAAAGAAUUACCUAUCGAUAGUGGAAUUUUAAGCAUAAAUGGAAAAAUUUCUUUUGCAUCUCAAGAACCAUGGUUAUUUUCGGGAAGUGUUCGCCAAAACAUUUUAUUUGGAAACCCAUACGAAGAAGAACGUUACCUAGAAGUAAUCAAAGUAUGUGCCUUAGAAUCUGACUUAAUAAUUUUACCUUACGGUGAUCGUACAAUGGUUGGUGAAAAAGGAAAAGCUUUAAGUGGUGGUCAAAAAGCUCGAGUUAAUUUAGCACGUUGCAUUUACAAAGAUGCUGAUAUCUAUUUAUUAGAUGAUCCAUUAUCAGCUGUUGAUGCAAAAGUUGGCAAACAACUUUACGAAGAAUGUGUUAAAAAAUAUUUAAAGGGAAAAAUACGAAUUUUAGUAACCCAUCAAUUACAAUAUUUAAACAGCGCCGAUCAUAUUGUAAUAUUAAACGAUGGUCGAAUUGAAAAACAAGGUACUUACAAAGAAUUAAAAAACAGUGGAUCUGAUUUUGCUAAUUUACUGAAAGAAUUUAAUAGUGAAGAUAACGAAAUUGUUCGUCAAAGACAAAUGUCUGAAUCUGAAUUAGUUGAAUUAGAACAAGAAGGUCCUGAUAUUGAUAAAGAAUUUAUGGAAAGUGGUAAAGUUAAAAUGAGCGUUUAUGGUACUUAUUUUAAAUACGGCGGAAAUAUAUUUACAAUAACCUUCGUAAUCCUUUUAUUUAUCGCUUCGCAAACAGUCGGCAAUGGUGUUGAUUAUUUCGUUAAAUACUGGGUUAAUUUAGAACAAGAUCGAGCGGUACGAAAUGAAACUAUGGCAAUGAAUACCGAACAAAUAAUCUACGUUUAUUCAAUAUUAAUAAUCGCAUUAAUCAUCUUGGCCGUUUGGCAUUGUUUAUAUUUUUUCUUAUUUUUAAUGAAAGCUUCGAUUAAAAUCCAUGACACAACUUUCGUAAAAGUCUCACAAGCUGUAAUGAAAUUUUUCAACACAAAUUCAUCAGGAAGAAUCCUAAAUCGAUUUGCAAGAGAUUUAGGAAUCAUCGACGAAUACAUCCCAUUAGUACUUUUCGAUGUAUUAGAAGUUGCUUUAUUAUUAUUCGGUGCCUUAGCUUUAUCAAUUAUCGUCGAUAAACUACUGGCUGUGCCUUCACUUAUAUUACUAGCAAUUUUCCACUUUAUGAGGGUAAUCUUCUUAAGAACAAGUCGAUCUGUUAAGAGAUUAGAAGCUGUUUAUCGUAGCCCAAUUUUUGGACAAAUAACCGCGUCAAUGAAUGGUUUAAGUACAAUUCGAGCUUUCAACGCUCAAGGAAUUUUAACUAAAGAAUUUGAUCGUUAUCAAGACCAACACAGUUCAGCUUGGUUCUUAUUUCUUGCUUCUACAAGAUGUUUUGGGUUUUGGUUAGAAAUUGUUUGUGUCAUUUUUAUUGCUGUGGUUAUUGUUGUCUUAUUAACUUUAAAUAGAGUAACCCACGGUGGAGAUAUUGGUUUAGUAAUAACUCAAUACAUGGGCCUAAUGGGAGCUUUACAAUGGGGAAUGAGACAAUGGACAGAACUUGAAAAUCAAAUGACUUCCGUCGAACGAAUUUUAGAAUACACUAAAUUAGAAAGUGAACCGAUUCGUGAUGGGUCCGAAAAACCCCAAUCAAACGAUUGGCCUGAAAAUGGAAAAGUUGAAUUUCAACAUUUAUCUUUAAGAUAUAACCCCAAUGAAGAAAAUGUAUUAAAAAAUUUAAAUUUUACUAUAGAAGCUGGUGAAAAAGUAGGGAUUGUUGGAAGAACCGGUGCUGGAAAAUCGUCGAUUAUCACAUCAUUAUUCCAAUUGUAUGAAAUUCAGGGAACGAUUGUAAUCGACGGUGUUGAUACGACGAAAAUUCCUUUGGAAUUGUUGAGAUCAAAAAUUUCUAUUAUUCCCCAAGAACCUGUGUUAUUUUCGGGGACGAUGAGAAAAAAUUUAGAUCCGUUUGAUGAAUAUCCCGAUAACAUUUUAUGGAAUGCGUUGGAACAAACUGAAUUAAAGGAGGUUAUAUCAGAAUUACCGGCGGGUUUGAGUAGUAAUGUUACAGAAGGUGGAACCAAUUUUAGUGUUGGGCAAAGACAGUUAGUUUGCUUGGCAAGAGCUAUUAUAAGAAAUAAUAAGAUUUUAGUUCUUGAUGAAGCAACGGCGAAUGUUGAUCCGCACACAGAUGCCUUAAUCCAAAAAACUAUUCGCAAAGAAUUUUCAAAUUGUACCGUUUUAACUAUAGCCCAUAGAUUACAUACGGUGAUGGAUUCAGAUAAAAUUCUUGUAAUGAGUGCUGGGAAUUUAGUUGAAUACGAUCAUCCAUAUUUACUUUUACAAAAUCCUAAUGGGUAUUUAACCCAUAUGGUUGAGACUACUGGUAAAACUACUGCCAAUAAUUUAAGAACAAUUGCACAAAACAGUUAUGAAGAAUUGAAGAAUAAAUAAAUGGAAAUAUUAGAAUUUUAUGAAUUUUUGUCCAAGUAACUAAU
Molecule: messenger RNA, 4171 nt
Organism: Onthophagus taurus
Lineage: Eukaryota; Metazoa; Arthropoda; Insecta; Coleoptera; Scarabaeidae
Product: putative multidrug resistance-associated protein lethal(2)03659
Biological process (GO): transmembrane transport
Cellular component (GO): membrane
Molecular function (GO): ATP hydrolysis activity; ATP binding; ABC-type transporter activity
Source: RefSeq, a predicted model, not a curated record